CCACUGGGUGCUUUGCCUAUGGAGCCCGUCUCGCCGCGUAAAAACGAGAUGGAGGGCAUCUCCUGGGGCGCCGACGGGUUCAAGGGUUUGAAGGACCACUACGAGGACCGCUUCGACGCGCGCUUCCUCGGCGGCCUGGGCCACUUCUUCGCCAUGUUCGACGGCCACGGCGGCCACCACGCGGCGGACUACCUCAAGGAGAGCCUGGCGGACCACGUGCUCGGCGCCGCCGUCGCGCGGACGCCCGACUACCGGACGCGGCUCGACGCGCGGCGCCACGAUGCGAAGCGGCGGCGCCUCGAGAAGGACGGCGCGGCCGCGCCGACGCACGGCGCCGACGCGCUGGACGUGCUGGGCCGCAUCGAGGACGCGGCCCUCGAGGUCGACGCGCGCGUCAAGGCCCUGAAGAGCGUGAGCUACGGCUCGCCGGAGCUCGCGGCGAUCGUCGACGACCUCGCGACGCGGCGCCAGUGGCUCGACAAGGCGUCGAAGAAGCGGCGCGGCGGCAAGGACGCGGCGGCCGCGCGGAGCGACGUCGAGCGCGCCGCCGCGGACCGCGAGCGGGCGCGCGCCGACGCCGCGGACGCCGCCGCGGCGCGCGCGACGCUGCCGCUGACCGACGACGCGUGGCGCCGCGCGUUCUGCGGCGGCUACGAAGCGGCCGACGCCGCGUUCCUCGCGGAGGCGGACCGGCGCAACUGGGACGACGGGUCCACGGCCUGCGCCUGUUUACUGUCCGUCGACGACGAGGCCGGGAGCCGGAAGCUGGUCGUCGCGAACGCGGGCGACAGCCGCUGCGUGCUCGCGCGGGGGCGCCACGCGUUCCGCGCGUCCACGGACCACAAGCCCGACGCGCCCGCGGAGAAGCGGCGCAUCGAGAAGGUCGGCGGCUACGUGGUCGAGCUCAACGGCGUGGCGCGCGCGACGUCGCCCGCGGGCGUCGGCUUCGGCAUCGACCGAACCAAAAAAUCGCUCUACCUGUCCGUCGCGCGGGCAAUCGGCGACCGCCAGCUCAAGAGCCCGACGCCCGUGCUGACGCCGACGCCGGACGUGCGCGUGCUCAACCUCCAGGACGACGACUUGUUCGUCGUGUUGGUCUGCGACGGCGUCACGGACGUGCUCAGCGACCAGCAGAUCGUCGACGUCGCCGCGAAGCACUACGGCGACCCGGCCGAGGCCGCGAAGAAGAUCGUCAAGGAGGCCUUCGCGAAGCAGGCCGCGGACAACAUCACGGCCCUCGUCCUCGAGUUCCCCUGGGUCGACGCCGCCAAGGUCGGCCGCGUCUGGGCCGAGUCGGAGAAGCAGCUCAAGGUCGCCCUCCAGGAGAAGAAGGACGACGAGCCCUUCGACAUGUUCGCGUAG
Aureococcus anophagefferens is the source of this 1362-nucleotide messenger RNA. RefSeq lists its product as hypothetical. Bases 19 to 1362 code for a protein of 447 amino acids. The transcript has a single exon. NCBI's taxonomy places the organism in Eukaryota, Pelagophyceae, Pelagomonadales, Pelagomonadaceae. Gene Ontology annotation, molecular function: cation binding; protein serine/threonine phosphatase activity. The record is from RefSeq and is a predicted model, not a curated record. Gene Ontology annotation, biological process: protein dephosphorylation.